CUCCGCUAAACCGGAGGGAGUGGCUCAGCCCUACGUGGGCGAUUCAACCUAAGUACAGAACAGGUGCAUCAAGAACAACCUCACAGUGAUCCCGCGUAGGCACGCCUAGGCUCGGUAUUUUCAUCCCUCACUUUACGCACUCUCAUAGUCCCGGAAGAGCUUCGAUUGUCUAGAGCAGCGCUGCGAUCAUUGAAUGCGCUACAUUGCCAUCGCAUGGUCACAUUAGCUUGAUGCACUUCAGCCUGGCAUACAUGAAUUUCUUCACCUUUUCCUAAUCAUAUUUACGGUGUGGGUACCGUCGAAUAUAUCUCGAUUCCAUCAUAACAGCCUCUGGACACGCCGACUUCCACCAUAAUCCAGCCAUGGAUCUCGCUAAGAUCUUGGUGCGCAGUGUUGUACGCGCCUUCUACGAUAUCGAUGCCAUCGUGGUCAUUGAUGCCCUAGUCAAUCACUCAGCCCUCUCCAUCUCUGACCUAGCCACGGUACUUAUGGAUGGUAACAACCAGAAGAAUGCGCAAAAGAUAUGUGGAAAGUUGCGUGAGGGCGGACUAAUCUCUGUUUACGUGCGUCAAGAAAUCAAAGAGGGCGCAAUGAAGCCGACAAACAAAGAAUAUUUCUACAUAGACUACCGACGGGCGAUCGAUGCGACCAAAUACAGAGUUCAUAUGCUGGACGAACGAAUAAAGGCUGAAAGCAAACCAACGCAAGAGAAAAAGGAGCUGCAAUGUCCCACAUGUCGCGCGGAGUACACCACAAUGGAGGUACUGGACAGCAGAGACUCCUUCAAUAUGGGUAGCGGUUUCACCUGCAAAAGAUGUGGCAGCGUCUUGAAGAUGAUUAAUACAGACGGAGACGCUAUUCACGAUGCAGAUGAUACGCCGGCGAAGUUCAACAAGCAGUUUGGCCGACUCCUGAACCUACUCCAGCAGAUCGACAACACGUCCAUCCCACCCAGUUCCGGAGAAGAGGCGCUGGCCAACCAGUUACCCGUCCCGCGUGCUACAAACAACCCCGGAGCGAAGCCAGCUACAGUCGUGGUCCAGCCACUCAAGCCUACCGCCGUCAAAGGAAUAACCAGUGGACCCGAGAAGCUCGACAUCAACAUCACCGACGACGCAUCUGUGACUGCCGCAGAACAGGCCGCAGCCGCAGCACAGGCCGCAAAGAUCGCACAACAAAACAUUCUUCCAGAAUGGCAUACGCACUCCACUAUUACUGGCGAGAGAGCUAAAGCUGGCGUGCAGCAGACAGCGACACCGGAGACACCAAACUCAGCACUCGGCCUCCGCGCAGGGGAAGGCGACGUCGAGGAAGACAAGAAGGGCCCUAGCGGAGACGCGACCUUGGACGAAUACUUUGCCUCGCUAGAAGCAGAGCAAGAAAGAAAGCAACUAGAGGGCUCGGGCUCCGAGGACGAUGAGGACGACGAUGAUGAAUUCGAAGAUGUGGUGCCCGUGCCGCCGGUCGUGUCGGCAGAUAUCGCACGGGAAGCCAAGAGAGUGAAGACUGAGGCAAAUGGCACUGAUGGAACAUCAACACCUACUGUGCCGGCCCAGGAUGACGAGGGCUCUGGAUCCGACGAGGACGAAUUCGAGGACGCCAUUUGAUGAUGAUGUUGCAUAGCGAAGGCGUUUGGGAAGGUGGCAUUGUGUGGCGUUACACGGGUGCUACAGAAAGUAUGCAUUCUUGGGAGCAUUACUUUACUUAACUUGUAGCAUACCCCGAGUUUCUAUUUCUAUCAGUAACAGGGCAAAAGUACAAAGAAAUGGCAGGACCAGACUGACCAUCAACUCGGGUAGCCCGCCAUUAGUCGACUUAGCAGCUGACCGUAUCAGGCAAUACUACCACUACAUAUUCACUAUUAAAUGCUAUUCCAUAUUAUAUCAC
Pseudovirgaria hyperparasitica is the source of this 1887-nucleotide messenger RNA. RefSeq lists its product as uncharacterized. Gene Ontology annotation, cellular component: transcription factor TFIIE complex. Bases 363 to 1607 code for a protein of 414 amino acids. The transcript is spliced from 3 exons. The record is from RefSeq and is a predicted model, not a curated record. Lineage: Eukaryota; Fungi; Ascomycota; Dothideomycetes; Acrospermales; Acrospermaceae. Gene Ontology annotation, biological process: transcription initiation at RNA polymerase II promoter; transcription open complex formation at RNA polymerase II promoter.